UUGAAGUGCAUGCGCAGACAACGGGUUGCGUUGCGUUUAGCUCGAAUUGGACGGUGAAUGGACCGACGCGCUGGCCUCGCCAUCUCUGGGUUCCCAAAAAUAGACGCUUCCCGUGAACUACGCCCUCACAGGACAUUUUCGGAGUUAAAAAGAUAUGCAUCAACUCUACAGUCCGUAGCCAAUAAAUCGUCAUCCAAACACAAGAUGUCGCAGUUUAUAGAUGUCCGUGCCACAGUGAAGCUAGAGGAGGGUGCAGAAAAUGUCACCGAAAUCCAGUCAUAUUUGGCUGGCUUUCAGAAGGAAAUCGGUGAUAACAGUAUGCCUUCAGGGAAUGCAUCAGAGGAAGCAGAAGGUGAAUCUGAAGAGGGUACUUACUUUGUGGAUCAAGCGGGUCACUACUAUUUUCAAGCAAAAGGGGACACGCAGCCUGUAAUGACUGUCAUGUCGGCUCUACCUUCGCAAUCUGCUGAUGAGGGAGAAGAAUUUGUAAUCAACCAGGAAAAUGACGAUGCAGAUGAGGUGGAGGAAGAGGAAGAUGAAGACGAGCAAAUGGUUCAAAGCAAUAAUUCCGGGAAUCAGAUUUUAUUGAAUUCGGGCAACUCUUACCAGAGACUUGCAGUACUUCCAUCAGACAACAAUUCCGGUGAGUUAAGCUACGUUCUCAUUGUCCAGGAUCCAGACAUGAAGGAUAAUGACCAAAACGACGACGAAGAAGAAGACGAGGAUGAUCAAGAUAUGACUGUCUUUGAUUUUGACGAUCAAGAUGGUAGCGUCCAAAUGGACUCUGAUACUGAAGAUGACAAAUCAAAAAUCAUCAAAGUAGUACCUAGAAAAAGUACCCAAACAGUAGCCCAGGCUCACAUGUGCAACUAUUGCAACUACACAAGCUCCAAGCGCUACCUUUUAUCAAGACACAUGAAAUCGCAUUCAGAAGAACGUCCGCAUAAAUGCCAGGUGUGCGAACGCGGCUUUAAAACCAUAGCUUCUUUACAGAAUCACGUCAAUACUCACACUGGCACGAAGCCACAUGCCUGUAAAUAUUGCGAAGGUGCUUUCACUACAUCCGGCGAGUUGGUACGUCACGUGCGCUAUCGCCACACUCACGAAAAACCGCAUAAAUGCACCGAAUGUGACUAUGCCAGUGUGGAACUGUCCAAAUUGAAAAGGCAUAUUCGUUGUCACACUGGUGAGAGACCUUAUCAAUGUCCGCAUUGUACUUACGCCAGCCCGGAUACUUUUAAAUUGAAGAGGCAUUUGAGGAUACACACUGGAGAGAAGCCUUAUGAGUGUGAUGUUUGUCCGGCUAGAUUUACUCAGAGUAAUAGUUUGAAGGCUCAUAAAUUGAUACACAAUAUUGGAGACAAACCAAUAUUCCAAUGCGAACUCUGUCCUACGACUUGCGGCCGAAAAACUGAUCUAAGAAUCCACGUACAAAAGUUGCACACAUCGGAUAAACCCCUGAAGUGCAAACGAUGUGGCAAAUCGUUCCCUGAUAGAUAUAGUUAUAAGCUUCACAGCAAAUCUCAUGAAGGUGAAAAAUGUUUUAAAUGCGAACUUUGCCCCUACGCUUCAAUUUCCGCAAGGCAUUUGGAGUCUCACUUGCUGAUUCACACUGACCAAAAACCUUAUGAGUGCGAUUUAUGUGAUCAGACCUUUAGGCAAAAGCAAUUAUUGAAACGUCACCAGAAUUUGUACCACAAUCCUGAAUAUAUCCCUCCACCGCCUAAGGAAAAGACGCACGAGUGUCCUGAAUGUUCCAGAACUUUUAGACACAAAGGUAACUUGAUACGUCAUAUGGCAGCCCACGAUCCAGAUCCACUAGUCCAACAAAAGCAACUCCAAUUGAAACUUGGCAGGCAAAAAAAGAUUCAAUUGAUCGAUGGUCAACAAGUGGAAGUUCACGGUCCUGGUUUAGAUUCUGAAGAGGAAGAAGAAAUUGAUUUGAUGGCUGUAGAAGCCUCGGACGGUAACCAAUAUGUCGUAUUGGAAGUAAUUCAAUUGGCUGACGGAGAGGUUGUAACGCAUGAGGGUAGUAGCAAUAUUAUGGGAAUGGAUGGGGUCAUGCAAGAUGGAGAACUUGACGAAGAUGUUAUUAAAGCUUUGCAAUCCGCAUCAAGGAUGCCUAAAAUUGAAGCGGACGAUGAUGACGAUAAAAAGCCAAUAAUUAAUACUGCGGAUACUGAUAUGCAAAAUUGUUUUGGAUUUGAUGACGAUGAAGAUGAUGAUCAACAGAGAGACACGCUUACGUUACUUUCAAACAUAGAUUAAAUAAAUUUUAUUAUUUGAAUUGGGUUGUAUAGAAAAAUUUCGUUUACCUUUUAUAAGGCUCCAAUAGUGAUAUUGCAUGCUUUACUUAUUUAUUUUUUGGAUUGUUGCCUCACUACUGAAGCUUUUUUUUUUUGAAAAUAUUUUAUGUUCAAAACUUAAAAAUAGGAUGUCUACACCACAUGUAAAUGAAUUGUAUAUAUUUUUAUUUCUGCACUAGUUUGACUCUGAAAUAAAUGUGUAUUAUAUUA
Ceutorhynchus assimilis (cabbage seed weevil) is the source of this 2516-nucleotide messenger RNA. The record is from the annotation of a GenBank genome assembly. NCBI's taxonomy places the organism in Eukaryota, Metazoa, Arthropoda, Insecta, Coleoptera, Curculionidae.